Molecule: messenger RNA, 1260 nt
Organism: Gastrolobium bilobum
Lineage: Eukaryota; Viridiplantae; Streptophyta; Magnoliopsida; Fabales; Fabaceae
Product: derlin-2.2
Exons: 6
Coding region: 275-1009 (244 amino acids)
Biological process (GO): endoplasmic reticulum unfolded protein response
Cellular component (GO): endoplasmic reticulum membrane; Hrd1p ubiquitin ligase ERAD-L complex
Molecular function (GO): misfolded protein binding; ubiquitin-specific protease binding
Source: RefSeq, a predicted model, not a curated record
UGAUUCGUGUUGUCUCUGUCAUUCGUCGUAGUAGCAUCUCUAUCUUCUUCGUUCUUCUUCUUCGUCUUUGCAUCGCUUCUUCCUUCGUUGUAUUUGUUCUCUUCUUCCGCUUCUGUCACAUCAAUAUCCUUCCAAUUCCCACUCUCCUUCUCCUUCUUCUCCGUUUCUCAAUUUCCCGAAUCAUAGCUAAACUUUUUGAGCCUUUUACCUUUCACCUUCGAUUCCUUUUCUUUCUCUACAGUGUGAUUAUAAUCAGAGAUUAGGGAACAUAACAAUGGCUCAAGCGGUUGAAGAAUGGUAUAAGCAGAUGCCCGUUAUUACACGCUCUUAUCUCACUGCUGCUGUUGUCACAACCAUCGGAUGCUCCCUUGAUAUAAUUUCCCCGUAUCAUUUGUACCUGAACCCAAGACUGGUGGUGAAGCAAUAUCAGUUUUGGCGUCUGGUUACUAAUUUCUUGUACUUCCGGAAAAUGGACUUGGAUUUCUUGUUUCAUAUGUUUUUUCUUGCCCGGUACUGCAAGCUUCUAGAGGAGAACUCAUUCCGGGGGAGGACUGCUGAUUUCUUUUACAUGCUCUUAUUUGGUGCAACUGUAUUGACUGGAAUUGUUCUUCUUGGGGGGAUGAUACCUUAUUUAUCAGAGUCAUUCGCCAAAAUUAUAUUCCUUAGCAACUCAUUGACAUUUAUGAUGGUUUACGUGUGGAGCAAACAGAAUCCCUUUAUUCAUAUGAGCUUCCUAGGCCUCUUUACUUUCACCGCUGCCUACCUUCCAUGGGUUCUUUUGGGGUUCUCUGUACUUGUUGGUGCUAGUGCUUGGGUGGAUCUACUGGGAAUGAUUGCUGGUCAUGCAUACUAUUUUCUUGAAGAUGUGUAUCCACGGAUGACGGGUCGCCGGCCACUAAAAACACCAUCAUUCAUCAAAGCACUAUUUGCAGAUGACACAGUUGUUGUGGCACGGCCUGCCAAUGUCAGAUUUGCUCCCCCACCACCUGAAGAACUUCACCAAGAUUGAAUAGCGAUACAACAACGAAGUGCUUGACCAACGAAGUGCUUCUUGACCUUGUAAUAUAUAGAUCUCCCUCGCUCUCUCUCAAACCUUUUCUGCGCGUGCAUUUGUUUAUUAUUAUGAUUCAAAAACGUAUGUCGAAUGUCCACAAUUUUAACUGAAAUGAGAUAACAGGUUUAAUAUUCCCUUCUUUAUAUUAUAAUAUGAUAAAAAGACUCCAUGGGAAGCUUCUAACGUUGUGAAAAUACUGUUGAGAC